Messenger RNA from Seminavis robusta, 1212 nucleotides. The record is from the annotation of a GenBank genome assembly. NCBI's taxonomy places the organism in Eukaryota, Bacillariophyta, Bacillariophyceae, Naviculales, Naviculaceae.
AUGGCUACCAAGAAGACCGUCGAAGAUUUGACCGAUGCCGAUCUCAAGGGCAAGAAGGUGUUGGUUCGGUGCGAUCUGAAUGUUCCCUUGGAUGGGAAGACUAUUACCGACGACACUCGUAUCCGCUGUUCGCUCCCUACGAUUGAAUUAUUGAAAGGAAAGGGAGCUAUUGUGACGGUAUGCUCUCACUUGGGACGUCCCAAGGAUGGACCAGAGGACAAGUUUUCCUUGGCUCCCUGCGCCACUCGUAUGGGAGAACUCCUUAAAAUGACCGUUCCUCUUGUUGGUGACUGCAUCGGAGAGGAAGUCAAGAAAACCGUGGAUGCUGCCAAGGAAGGAGAUGUCAUCAUGCUGGAGAAUACUCGAUUUUACAAGGAGGAAACCAAGAAUGAUGCUGGAUUUGUGGAGAAAUUGGCUGCUCCCUUUGACCUCUACGUGAAUGAUGCCUUUGGUACCGCUCAUCGUGCCCAUGCGUCCACUGAGGGUGUGACCAAAUUCCUCAAGCCAUCCGUCGCAGGAUUGCUAUUGGCCAAGGAACUCAAGUACUUGGAUGGAGCUGUCUCAUCUGGUGAUCCCAAGACUAUGGCCGCCAUCGUCGGUGGAUCCAAGGUUUCUACCAAGAUUACUGUUUUGGAAUCCCUCCUUGAUAAGUGCGACACUAUUAUUAUUGGAGGCGGUAUGGUCUUUACCUUCCUCAAGGCCCAAGGAAAGCCUGUAGGAACUUCCUUGGUCGAAGAUGAUUUUGUGGAAAUGGCCAAGAAGGUCUUGGAAAAGGCCGAUGCCAAUGGAAAGAAAAUUCUGCUUCCUGCCGACAUUAUCGUGGCAGACAAGUUCGAUAAGGAGGCUAAUACCAAAACUGUUCCUGCUGGAGAAAUCCCAGAUGGUUGGAUGGGUCUUGACAAUGGUCCCAAGACCACUGAGGAGCAAAAGGCUGCCUUGGCUGACUGCAAAACUAUUAUCAUGAAUGGUCCCAUGGGUGUGUUUGAGUUUGAAAAGUUCAAAGCAGGAACCAUGGAUCUUGUGAACAUUUUGGCCGAUUUGACCAAGGACAAGGGCGCCAUCACCAUUAUUGGAGGUGGAGACUCUGUUGCUGCCACGGAACAAUCUGGACGCGCCAAGGACAUGAGCCACAUCAGUACUGGUGGUGGUGCUUCCCUCGAGCUCUUGGAGGGCAAGGCACUUCCCGGAGUUGUUGCACUGGAUGACAAGUGA